AUGAUGCAGAAAAUACUCCCUCUACACAGGCUCCUAUUAGGCGCAGCCUUGCUCGCGAUCUGCCUGCCGAUCAUCGUGUCAUCGUCGUCCUUCAGGGAAAGGCGGCACGUCGGCGUCGAGGAAUCUAGUCAUCGGCCGGGCAAAUCGUACACACCUGUCAGUCGUGGUUUUAAAUCAUCGACCAGCAGGGACAACGAGAUAACUACAGAGCCCGGAAGAAAAGUGUCGCACCGUCUAAUCGGAGGACACUUGAGAGUCGAUUCGAAGCAGGAAAGCGUCGAAACGAUCUGGGACGAUGGUAUCCUUCUGUCCUCCGCCGGAAACGGCAAGGAGUCCAGGCCGAAUCGCAAAGACGACGACGACGAGAAGAAAACGCUUUCUCAACAGGUGAAAGAAGGAAAGUACGGUCUCAUACAGAAUGAAAUCUACGCGAAUCGACCCAAGAGACCCGGAAUCAUCAGUUACCUCAGUAAUCCAGAGGUGCCGAAAGACACCAUCGAGAAUCUAGGCGGUUUAGACGAGGAUGAGAUCUGGCUGGCCGAGAACCACGUGCUGGUGUUGAGAGGCGGGAAAUUUCCUGGCCAUGAAACGACGCAAAGCAACGGGGAAAGUGAGAGGACCUGGCCGCCCAUCGACAACUACAAAGCGCCCAGAAGACAGGUCAAGAUCCCCUCAAGGCCGAAGGUACCGCCGCCCUUUCCGGUUCAGCUCACGGAAGGCGGACCGAUACAGAUCAUCGGACCGAACGGGACGAAAGAGAUCGGGAACGGUACCCUCGACUAUGGGAAAGACCACCCGUUAUUCAUGAAGAGUUUCCUAUCGGAGGAAGGCCCACUUUUCGCAAUUAUUUCCAACGGAACGGUCCUUAUGCCCAACGUGGAUAGCAACGGUACCUCCGAGGACAAUGAUAAGGGAACGAAGCCUGACCCUCUACCCGGAUUUCCGCCAUUUUACCACGCGAUACCGCCUGGCGCGGUGUUUGUACCACCUCCCAGUAAUCAGUCGGAUUACGACGAAGAGGAUCAGUCGAUUUAUUAUCCCCCGCCAUACAGUUUUCAAUAUCAACAGGAUAAUACCACGGCAGUUCCACCUGGUCCUCUGGUUCCAGGGAUCAUCCUGCCGCCCCCGCCAGAUUUUUUCUCUCCUCUUGAAGACAAGAAGACCACAACGAAGAAGUACACGAAACGUCCUGGAACCACCCCCGUGCCCAGGCAAAGACCAACGUAUCUACCGCCGAGGAAACUGACGACAAAAUAUAAGACCACAACCACUCCGCCAGUCACAAAGCCAAGAUCAUCGGUGAAUUUAUCAGCCAGCUCGAAGACGUACAAAACAACAACGACGUACAAAAAUCUAACCGCUACGACACCCAUUAGUGUCACUACUGUCCCAUAUGUAGAGGUCACGACGCCCACACCAGAUAAACCGACAACCCUCGAUAACCCCAAGUACUACAACAUCCAGCCAAUACUAGAGAACCAAGUGACUAAUCAAGAGAUCGUCCAAGCGAAGAACGAGGCCUGGUCCGGCACAGUGACCAGCAAAACGCUUCCCAUAUUGUCCUACCACACGUCGACCCAGUCCACUCUGGAGAAACCGAUAGAGGUUACACCAGCUUCCAUAAAGCGUAUCGUUACAACCGGCAGCCCCGAACGAUCACCCAGCCAGGCGUCCUAUUACUUUUACGAGGAAUCGAACGAACCCACCGUCACCACCGCCGAUCCGUCGAUUUAUUUCAAAACAACAACGGAAUCGCCUUUCUACGAGACGGUGACCCAAUCGCGUUCGGUCGACAAGAAAAAGCAGUUCUACAGCGUGGAGACCGUGCCGUCGCAAGAAACAUCGAAAGACUACAGCGUUAAAUACAUCGACACCGUGGUGAAAAACUCCGAGCCGGUACGUUACAGCGACUCGGUCACGCGAACAUCGUUGACUAGGUCCCAGGGUCAGCGAAUGCUACCGGAUCGGGCGCCGCCGCUUUAUUAUCAAACGAUAUCCACACGUCCACCAGCGCAACCGUAUUACACGACACCACGACCACAAACGUAUUACAGACAAGAUAAACCGAAGCCGAUCUAUCAGUACAGCUUCGAGACGGCGGAUUACACGAAGCGCGGUGGUACCGAUCAGAGACAGUUCGAGCAACACCAGACCGUGCCCUACAAUGAUUAUCAAGACGUUAAGAUCCCCAGUUUCAACGGGCCACGUUACGAUUACGAGCAGAACGAACCGACGAAACGGAUAAGACCCCAGAGUCUACCCUACAAAAGCCAACAACCGAUUUAUCCAUCGACCAUGAUCAAUUCGGCGAUAAACACCACGCCGAAUCCUCAUCUGGCCUAUUAUACUCAACAAGACGAGAAGCUGCUGGACGACGUGACGAAAGAAUACUUCACGAUCUUCGGCAAGAAGAUACCGCACAAGGGUAUACCAAGCACGACACCGAUCUAUGGAAAAUCGACGGAAAGACCGGAGUACAACGUGAACAGUUACGUCGAGAAUAAUUACAACACACCCGAGCCACCGGUGUUCAAGACGCCUAACGUCAAAGUGCACUACGGCGAUCAGUCUCAACGACCGUAUUCUCUGAAGGACGAUAUCCUGGUGAAUUACAGACAACCCUUGCCGCCUAUCAACCCGGACAGCGAGUUCAUCACGGUGGUUAAUCCGAAUUCACAACAGCCACCGAAUUAUAGGAUGUCGAGUAGAGACGGUCAACCUUUGGCGCCGAUUCGUGCUUAUCCGAGUCAGCAAUUGAUCAACCAGAGGAACGGUCCGUCGACGAAUUACGUGCCGAUAGCGGAAUAUCCCGAAGAGAUCGACGAAUCGUAUCCCGAGUUACCGAUAUCACUGGAAGACGAUAUCAAAGUGAACUACCGCGAUCCACGGCCGACAAUCAAUCCCGACGCCGAAUUCAUCGAUCCGAAUCCUGUACCGGAGAACCAGUCGGAGAAGCCGAAGGCCUAUUUCGCUUACAGACUGCCAGGUGACAGCGGUCACUUUUACUUCCUGACGCCGCAGGCGGUCACGCAGAGGCCGGAACGGAACGCGGGUCACAUUUACGCGAAAUCGAGGGGGCCGAGACCGCGGAUACGUCGCCGGCGACCCGGCAAUGUCUGAUCUUUCUUUGCCAUAUAAAGUCCGGUACGCGUUUGAAAAUCUUGUGCUCGACUAAACAGUUGUAAAUCUAGAACAGAGUAACUCGAACGGGGUCUGGAAAAGCUCGAGACCAGUGAUUUAGAAGAUCUAUCGAAAGAGUCCUACUGACAUUGUA
Molecule: messenger RNA, 3274 nt
Organism: Dufourea novaeangliae
Lineage: Eukaryota; Metazoa; Arthropoda; Insecta; Hymenoptera; Halictidae
Product: adhesive plaque matrix protein
Exons: 1
Coding region: 1-3120 (1039 amino acids)
Source: RefSeq, a predicted model, not a curated record